AUGGCCACCAGCAUUGCUAUUAACGGUUUCGGUAGAAUCGGUAGAUUGGUUCUAAGAAUCGCUUUGACCAGAAAGAACAUCCACGUCGUCGCCAUCAACGAUCCUUUCAUCACCAACGACUACGCCGCUUACAUGUUCAAGUACGACUCUACCCACGGUAGAUACGCCGGUGAAGUCUCCCACGAUGACAAGCACAUCAUCGUCGACGGUCACAAGAUCGCCGUCUACAACGAAAGAGACCCAGCCAACCUUCCAUGGGGUUCCUCCAACGUCGACAUCGCCAUCGACUCCACCGGUAUCUUCAAGGAAUUGGACUCUGCCCAAAAGCACAUCGACGCCGGUGCCAAGAAGGUCGUCAUCACCGCACCAUCCGGUACCGCCCCAAUGUUCGUCAUGGGUGUCAACGAGGACAAAUACGCUGGCCAGACCAUCGUCUCCAACGCCUCCUGUACUACCAACUGUUUGGCUCCAUUGGCCAAGGUCAUCAACGACGCCUUCGGUAUCGACGAAGGUUUGAUGACCACUGUCCACUCCUUGACCGCCACUCAGAAGACCGUCGACGGUCCAUCCCACAAGGACUGGAGAGGUGGUAGAACCGCUUCCGCCAACAUCAUCCCAUCCUCUACUGGUGCCGCCAAGGCCGUCGGUAAGGUCUUGCCAGAAUUGCAAGGUAAGUUGACCGGUAUGGCUUUCAGAGUCCCAACCGUCGAUGUCUCCGUCGUCGACUUGACCGUCAAGUUGAACAAGGACACCACCUACGACGAAAUCAAGAAGGUCAUCAAGGAGGCCUCCGAGGGUAAGUUGAAGGGUGUUCUAGGUUACACCGAAGACGCCGUCGUUUCCUCCGACUUCUUGAGCGACUCUCGCUCCUCCAUCUUCGACGCCGCUGCCGGUAUCCAAUUGUCUCCAAAGUUCGUCAAGUUGGUUUCCUGGUACGACAACGAAUUCGGCUACUCCACCAGAGUCGUCGACUUGGUUGAACACGUCGCCGCUAACUAA
Molecule: messenger RNA, 999 nt
Organism: Huiozyma naganishii CBS 8797
Lineage: Eukaryota; Fungi; Ascomycota; Saccharomycetes; Saccharomycetales; Saccharomycetaceae
Product: type I glyceraldehyde-3-phosphate dehydrogenase
Exons: 1
Coding region: 1-999 (332 amino acids)
Biological process (GO): glucose metabolic process
Molecular function (GO): NAD binding; oxidoreductase activity, acting on the aldehyde or oxo group of donors, NAD or NADP as acceptor; NADP binding
Source: RefSeq, a predicted model, not a curated record